Molecule: messenger RNA, 2889 nt
Organism: Phytophthora infestans T30-4
Lineage: Eukaryota; Oomycota; Peronosporomycetes; Peronosporales; Peronosporaceae
Product: ribonucleoside-diphosphate reductase large subunit
Exons: 1
Coding region: 316-2697 (793 amino acids)
Biological process (GO): deoxyribonucleotide biosynthetic process; DNA replication
Cellular component (GO): ribonucleoside-diphosphate reductase complex
Molecular function (GO): ribonucleoside-diphosphate reductase activity, thioredoxin disulfide as acceptor; ATP binding
Source: RefSeq, a predicted model, not a curated record
GCCAUUUCGCGUCAAGAUCGUCAAUAAAGUGCAUUUUUAGGACUGUUUGGGAAGUCAGCGUCUAAACCUGGCGGGUCAUGCCAGGACCGAUUUUUGGCGCCAAGACUCGAAGCAAUUCAAAAACCCCGCGAAAAAGGGCACGCGCCAAAAACGGGAAUAAUGUCAAGAUCUGUCCAAUGAACGAGCUCCAUAGUCCAAUUUCCAUCCAAUCCUCGUCGAGAUUUCACUCGUCCUCACCUUCACCACCCACCGAGUACCAAUCAGUCUUCAAUCCUCCACCUCCAGAGCACGUUACCGACCAGCUCAAUCGCAACGAUGUACGUCGUCAAGCGCGACGGUCGUCGCGAGGACGUCAAGUUCGACAAGAUUACGGCUCGCAUCACCAAGCUCUGCUACGGACUCAACCCGGACUACGUCGAUGCCAUCAAGAUCUCGCAGAAGGUCGUGGCUGGAGUGUACCCCGGCGUAACCACAUCCGAAUUGGACGAACUCGCCGCCGAGACCGCCGCGUACCAGAGUACACAGCACCCGGACUUUUCCAAACUGGCAGCACGUAUCGCCGUGUCCAACUUGCACAAGAACACGAACAAAGUGUUUAGUGACAACAUCGAGGUGUUCCACAAGAACGCCCACGAGAAGACGGGGGCAGCUGCGCCGCUUAUUGCUGAUGACGUAUACGAAAUUGUGAUGCAACACAAAGACGAGCUCAACUCGGCCAUCAUCCACGACCGCGACUUCGAGUACGACUAUUUUGGCUUCAAGACGCUCGAACGCGGCUACCUUUUCCGCGUGAAUGGCAAGGUCGUGGAGCGUCCGCAGCAAAUGAUCCUACGUGUGGCCCUGGGCAUCCACAAGAGCGACAUCACGUCCGCACUCGAAACGUACGAACUCAUGUCGCAAAAGUUCUUCACGCACGCCACCCCUACUCUCUUCAAUGCGGGCACGCCACGUCCCCAGCUGUCUUCUUGUUUCCUCUUGGCUAUGCAGGAUGACUCGAUCGAGGGCAUCUACGACACUCUAAAGCAAUGCGCCUGUAUCUCGAAAUGGGCGGGCGGCAUCGGUAUCAGUAUGCACAACAUCCGCGCCACUAACAGCUACAUCCGUGGCACGAACGGCUCGUCCAAUGGCAUUAUCCCCAUGCUGCGUGUGUUUAACGACACAGCGCGCUAUGUGGACCAGGGCGGAGGGAAGCGCAAGGGCUCCUUCGCCAUCUACUUGGAGCCUUGGCACGCCGACGUGUUUGAGUUCCUGGAUCUGCGUAAGAACCACGGCAACGAACUCCACCGCGCCCGCGACUUGUUCUACGCGCUCUGGGUGCCUGAUCUCUUCAUGAAGCGCGUAGAGGCCAACGGCAAGUGGAGUCUCUUCUGUCCUAACGAAGCCCCGGGCCUCUACGAGUGCUGGGGCGACGAGUUCGAAACUCUGUACGAAAAGUACGAGACAGAAGGACGUGCGCGUAAGACCAUCAACGCGCAGCAGCUGUGGUUCGCCAUCUUGGACGCUCAGAUCGAGACUGGCGUACCUUUUAUGCUGUACAAGGACGCAGCCAACCGCAAGUCGAACCAACAGAACUUGGGGACCAUUCGCUCCAGCAACUUAUGCUGCGAAGUGAUGGAGUAUACAUCGCCUGAUGAGGUGGCGGUGUGCAACUUAGCGUCCGUCGCGCUCCCUAAGUUCGUGGAGGACGCCGUGUUCGACUACCGCAAGUUGUACGAAGUGGUCAAGGUGAUUACGCGCAACCUCAACAAGGUCAUAGACGUCAACUAUUAUCCCGUAGCAGAGGCUCGCAAGUCCAACAUGCGGCAUCGUCCUAUUGGCAUUGGCGUUCAAGGUCUGGCUGACGCCUUCAUCUUGAUGAACUACCCGUUCGAGAGCCCGCAAGCUCAAGAAUUGAACAAGAACAUCUUCGAGACCAUCUACUUUGCUGCCAUGGAGACGUCCAUGGAGAUUGCCGUGGAGUUGGGACCUUACGAGACGUUCCAGGGCUCGCCAGCCAGCAAGGGGAUCUUCCAGUUCGAUAUGUGGGGUGUCACACCUCAAUCUGGGCUUUGGAAUUGGGCCGCACUGAAAGAUGACGUAAUCAAACAUGGUCUUCGCAACUCGCUGCUGGUUGCCCCCAUGCCCACAGCCUCCACGGCCCAAAUCCUGGGCAACAACGAGUCUAUCGAGCCGUACACGUCCAACAUGUACAACCGUCGCGUGCUGGCUGGCGAGUUCACCAUCGUCAACAAGCACCUGAUGAAGGAACUAAUCGAGCUCGGAAUCUGGACGCCGGAAGUACGCAAUCAGAUUCUGAAUGAUGGUGGCUCAGUCCAAAAGAUCAAGACCAUUCCGGAAGACGUUAAGGAGAAGUACAAAACGGUGUGGGAGAUCAAACAGAAGGCUGUUCUGGACUUGUCAGCGGACCGAGGCGCGUAUAUCUGCCAGAGUCAGUCGCUGAACAUCCACAUCGCUGACCCGACUAUCAGUAAGCUCACGUCCAUGCACUUUUACGCCUGGAAGAAGGGACUCAAGACCGGCAUGUACUACAUGCGUGGACGUCCGAAAGCCGAUGCCAUCCAGUUCACCGUGGAUAAACAGGGUAUCGACUUGCAGCGUGCUAAGGAGGAGGCAACCAAGACUGCUCCGACCCCCGCUGCGGAGACGGUGACCCGGGCAGGUGAUGAUGAGGACGAGUGUCUGGUGUGCGGAGCAUAAGGGUGUGCUGUUUGGUGAUUCCAGAUUAGAUAUUCAUUUCGUAGGACGUAUUACAGAAUUCAAAGCUGCUUGGCAAGAUCGCUCUUUUUCGAAAAGCUUCGAAAAGUCUUAGCUACUAUACUACAUAUUCGUUGACCGAUAGUUUUGCAGAUCUGGUGACUUUCCUUAAACUAAAAAUUGGUCGACAUUUAA